AUGUCUUCCCCUGCCUCCGUUGCGUCUUCUAGGACGGGCGACGUCCUUAUCCAUGCCUUGUUUGCCUGCGCUCUGCCUGGGCUGGACGCUCCAAUGGAGCGUGCUACGACAAUCCUUCUGUUCCUCGAGGCAAACGCUGCUCGCGCUGCGCGCACGGGCGCGGUUGCCAACUGCUGCCACGCUCUUGUCGCAGAUCCACGGCCCGUGACGAACAAGAAAAGAAAGAGGAAGGAGAUCAUGGAGAGAGAGAUCAAGGAGGAAGAGAUGGAGCACGAGGAGUGGGAGGAGGAGGGUGAGGAGGAGGUGGAGAGUGAGCAGUGGGAGGAGGGUGAGGAUGAGCUAGAUAAGGCGGGCUAG
This is a messenger RNA of Cryphonectria parasitica EP155, 357 nucleotides long. RefSeq lists its product as uncharacterized. The transcript is spliced from 3 exons. Bases 1 to 357 code for a protein of 118 amino acids. The record is from RefSeq and is a predicted model, not a curated record. Lineage: Eukaryota; Fungi; Ascomycota; Sordariomycetes; Diaporthales; Cryphonectriaceae.